Molecule: messenger RNA, 2444 nt
Organism: Xyrauchen texanus (razorback sucker)
Lineage: Eukaryota; Metazoa; Chordata; Actinopteri; Cypriniformes; Catostomidae
Product: piggyBac transposable element-derived protein 4-like
Exons: 3
Coding region: 110-1852 (580 amino acids)
Source: RefSeq, a predicted model, not a curated record
GAAUAACUGACGUCACCCUUACACAUCUCAUAAUGUAACGUACAGUGUGACGUCACAUUCAGGUACGUCUCGCGUGCGGCUUUUACACUCGACAUGAUCUUUAGCAAAAAUGUCCCGCAAAACGCCUAAAAAGGAGCAACUGACAGAUGAAGAGAUAAUUGAAUUGUUUAAUAAUUCGGAAGAAAUUAUCAGUGACUCGAGCAGCAGUGAUGGCGAGGAGCUUCCCUCCAACAUCGUGCUUCUCGAGAGUCCUGAGGAUGAAGCGGCUGACUUCAACGAUGGAGGGAAAGAGACAAAGAUUUCAGAUGAAGCAGAGGAGGUGAGCUAUUCCAGCUGGAGAACUACCUGUAAUUUCACUCCUCCUGGACCUGGGGUUGUUUUUGAUAACACUAAUUCUGGGGUGCAAAACCCUCCGGCAGCUCCAAAUGAGGUCCAGUGUUUUAAAAUGUUCAUAACGGAGGAGCUUGUGGAGGAACUGGUGCAAGAAACAAACCGACAUGCGUUGCAGCUUCAGGAUGAGACAUGUACUGCUUCAAAGGGAAAGCUGGCAAAAUGGAUGUCAACUGAUAUAAAGGAGAUGUACACAUUCCUGGUGACAGUUCUAUUGAUGGGAAUCGUCAAAAAAUCGUCCCUACGUGACUACUGGAGUACAGACGCCAUGAUUCAGACCCCUUUUUUCGGGACUUUGUUCUCUCAGGACCGCUUCCUCUCGCUCCUUCGCUGCCUAAACUUUGCCAACAGUGUGAAGGCUGAUGUAGAUGACCCCCUGUUUGAAAUAAGAAGAGUAUUUACUGAAAUCACUUCCUCCUUUCGUAGUGUUUUUGUGCCAUACAGGGAUCUCUGUGUGGACCAAUCUAUUAUGAAUUGGAAGGGAAGACUGGCAUUGCGUCAACCCUUUCCAGCAAAAAACAAUAGGUUUGGGGUGAAGUUUUUUGUUCUCCGUGAUGUGCUCACUGGUUAUGUGCUGGAUAUGAUUAUAUAUACAAGAUCCACCACUGACAUCCACCACCAUGCCAGUCUUGGGAUCUCUGGGUCUGUUGUCAUGACCUUACUGGCCCCUUAUCUGUCAAAGGGACAUAUUCUUUAUGUGGACAGUUGGCACAGCAGUCCCACACUGUUUCAACUCCUCCAUUCUCAUGGCACAGGGGCCUGUGGAACUGUGCAGGCUAACAGGAGGGGGAUGCCAGCUUUCACCAACAACAACAUGACCAAGGGCCAAGUGGAAUACCAAGAGAAUGGAACACAGUUGGCAGUAAAAUGGUGCAACAAAAGAGAUGUUCACGUCCUGACCACUGUCCAUGCAUCUGUCAUGGCAGUUUCACAGAAGGUUGAUUACACCACUGGGCAGAAAAAGAUUAAGCCACUCUGCAUCCUAGAAUAUGAUAAAAAGAUGGGGGCUGUGGACAAAGCAGACAUGAUGAAAAGUUUUAUAGAGUGUGCCAGGAAGACCACAAAGUGGUAUAAGAAAAUGUUCUUCUACAUGCUUGAAACGGCCAUAUUCAACAGUUUCAUUGUCCACCGCCAACUUUCUGGCAAAGUCAUGACUCCUCUAGAGUUCCGAAUGAACCUGAUGAGAGCACUGCUGGAGGAGAACAGUACACCUCGGAUUCCGCCCAGGGGGGGACGUCCUGCCUUGGACAGUCCCUUGCGUCUGACAGCCAGGCACUUCCUUUCUGAAAUCCCUCAGACUGAAUUACAGGGCAGGAGAACCAGACGUGCCUGCAAGGUCUGCAUUUCCAGCAAGCGCAGGACAAAGAAGAGGCGUAGCACUAGAUAUAUGUGUGUGGCAUGCAACAUUGCCUUGUGUGCUACUCCUUGUUUUGAAGAGUACCACACACUGAAAAAUUACUGAGAACACCUGUCAAAUAAAAUGAUGCAUUCUUUGAUAUCACAAGCAGCAACACCUCACACCAGGGCGAUCGUUCAUGAAAUCAUCUUUGAGCACUUAAGGUGUUUUGAAGGGCUCUCUAAUAACAACUCACUAAUGUUAAACAGCUGUAAAGAUCACAACACGGUUUAUACAUUUAUGGAUUGCUUCUCUCUGAUUCUUGAAAACAACAAAUGUGAAGUUUCAAAAUUCACAAAAAAUAAUUUAUAUGCUACCUUACAUUUAACACACAUUAGCAGUAUUAUGUCUGCCUUCAUGUUUUGUUAUGGCAACUAACUGCAUUAGAAUGUUUUAUUAAGUUAUUCUUUUUACAAGUAUACAUGUUUAUACAGUAUGCUAUUCUGUUGAAAGGCUACAAUUAGUAAUAAGACAGGCCACAUCUCUGGACACUCUCCUAUUAAUUAGUGAAGUAUAGUAAGCAGAGCAGCUUUGCAGGGAGAUUUACCAUUGUGUAUACUGACUAAGAUACAUGUUUUGUGUCCAUGCAAGUUUUCCACUGUACAAUGGACAAAGACAAUUGUAUGAUUACAAUUAAAAUGAAAAAAAAAAAAAAAAA